AUGAAGUUAGCAGCACUAAUAAGCUGUGCAAUUACGGCAUUGACAAAUGUCUCUCUGGCCAAAUCAGAUAAAGUCCAAACAAUCUGCAACAACCAGAGACUUGGCGAACUCAAUGAUUCGCUCUCAUAUUAUCCAAACGCUUGGAACAAGAAAAGUCCCAAGAGCGGCUUUGUGUGUUUAAAGGUAGACAACAGCACGCCUGCGUUUGAUGCGACGUGGAACUGGGAUAAAAACAUCCAAGACGUGCAUUCCUUUCCCUACGUACGCUUCAACCAUAAAGACCUCCCUAUACGCCUCAGCAAUCUCAAAUCCAUCCGCCUUUCCACAGAUUGGAUAUACAGCCCAGGUAACCCCAGCAAACCACCACGAGACUUAAGUAGUACGUCAUGGGCAGUAAACAAGGCCAAGUUGGAGAGUGAAGGUGUCCAGGCCAAUGCAGCGUGGGACUUUUUCCUCGAUGAUGAUCGGAAUAGAACACUUUACCCUCAAGUUGCAGCCAUUGAGUUCAUGGUAUGGCUGGGACGCGUGGGAGAUCCGUGGUGGCUGGGUCGAGAGAACAACAGCAUUCUCUCGAAUGUGACCCUGGGCGAGACAGAAUUUUCAUUAUUCUACGGCCGCAAUUCAGGCGGAACGCAUGUCUUUACUGCCGUCACGCGUGAUAACCAAGAUAUUUUAUCAUUCGACGAAGACUUUUAUCCACUCUUUAAAUACAUCCUCGAGCAAGCACACAAGCACAUCGACACACCAGAAGACCUACCAAAGAACCCUUGGCUGGGGAUUGUCGAGUUUGGCACCGAGACUUGGCUCUCAAAUGGCAACGUGACAUUCACCGCCGCUAACUUUGGGAUGAAGCUCAGUGGGAAUGUGACAGAGAGCGGCCACAACACUACUCGUGGGGAUGGAGACGGCAAGGACAAUAAGGGCGACGAUAACAAGUCUGGAGGUAAAGGCGAAGAGGGGGAUAACUCGACGGAUUCGUCUAGUAAGGGUGACGAAGAGGAUGAUGCGGUGCGCUUAAGAAGCCAGUCGAUGCUGGGCUAUGUUGUGGCGGCAGCUGUUAUUGUCAGCGCUGUAAUGUCAUGA
This is a messenger RNA of Fusarium sp. VM40, 1083 nucleotides long. The record is from the annotation of a GenBank genome assembly. NCBI's taxonomy places the organism in Eukaryota, Fungi, Ascomycota, Sordariomycetes, Hypocreales, Nectriaceae.